Molecule: messenger RNA, 1685 nt
Organism: Betta splendens (Siamese fighting fish)
Lineage: Eukaryota; Metazoa; Chordata; Actinopteri; Anabantiformes; Osphronemidae
Product: oocyte zinc finger protein XlCOF20-like
Exons: 3
Coding region: 1-1557 (518 amino acids)
Biological process (GO): regulation of transcription by RNA polymerase II
Molecular function (GO): RNA polymerase II cis-regulatory region sequence-specific DNA binding; DNA-binding transcription factor activity, RNA polymerase II-specific
Source: RefSeq, a predicted model, not a curated record
AUGUCUUCGGUUCAGCAUCUGAAAGAGUUCAUCUCCCAGCGACUGACCGCUGCUGCUGUGGAAAUAUUCGGAGCCUUUGAACAAACCAUCGUCGAGUACGAAGAAGAGCUCGACCGUCAGCGCAGACUGUUGGACGCUGUGUUGAGACCUGAGAUCAAACUACACAGGAUAGAGAUUCCAGAUGUGUGUGAGGAAGAGGAGGAGGUUCCCACUCACCUGCAGAUCUGUCAUCACGUGAAGAAAAUUAGUCAGGAUAAAGAUGAUCCAAAUCUUCUACAACUAAAAGAGGAACACGAGGAACCACGCACCAGUGAGGAAGGAGAGACGCUUGUUCUGAAGCAGGAGACCGAUAAUGUGAUGAGUUCAGCAUACGAGGACAAUGCAGCAGAAGUAAAUGGUGACAGUCAGCUCCUCUCUCACAACUCUCUUGUCGCUCUCCAAGUAGACAAUUCUGCUAUGUUAGAGAGUCCCAUAGAUAAAAAGAGUUUUAUAUGUAUCACUUGUAAUAGAACAUUUAAGCGUAAAGGUGCAUUACAGAACCAUGUGAAAACCCACACAAGAGAGAAGCCAUUCCCCUGCAAAACCUGCGGAAAACAAUUUAGACGAAAAACAGAUCUAGAUAUUCAUAUGAGGAUUCACACAGGUGAGAAGCCAUUCCCCUGCAAAACCUGCGGGAAACGAUUUAGACGAAGACCACAUUUACAAAUUCAUCUAAGGAUCCACACAGGUGAAAAACCAUUCCUCUGCAAAACCUGCGGGGAACGAUUUAGACAUAAACCCAGUCUGGAAGCUCAUCUAAAGAUCCACACAGGUGAGAAGCCAUUCCCCUGUAAAAGCUGCGGGAAACGAUUUAGACGAAAACACGAUCUAAAUGUUCAUCUGAGGAUUCACACAGGUGAGAGACCGUACCUCUGUAACAUCUGCGGCAAAGCCUUCCAGGAACACAGGAGUUUGAAACGACACGUCAUGGUGCACACAGAUAUUCCAGAUGUGUGUGAGAAAGAGGCGGAGGCUCCCGCUCACCUGAAGAUCUGUCAUCACAUAAUAAAAACCAGUGAGGAUGAAGAUAAUCCAAAUACUGUACAAAUAAAAGAGGAACACAAGGAACCACGCAUCAGUGAGGAAGGAGACACGCUUGUCCUGAAGCAGGGGACCGAUAAUGUAAUAAGUUCAGCAUUUGAGGACAAUGCAGCAGAAGCAAGUGGUGACAGUCAGCUCCUCUCGUACAACUCUCUUGUUACCCUGAAUGUAGACAACUCUAUGACAAAGACUAACAUAGAUAAAAUGACUUUUAAAUGUACCGUAUGUAGUAGAACCUUUAAAGCUAAAUGUGCAUUACAGAUGCAUGUAAAAACCCAUACAAAGCAACAUCUGAGAUAUAACACAUGUGGAAAGAAAUUCCCGUUUUCAUCACAAUUUAAAAUGCACGAGAGGAUCCACACAAGAGAGAAGCCAUUUUCGUGUAAAACCUGUGGGAAACGAUUUAGACGGAAAACAGAUCUAGAUGUUCAUCUGAGGAUUCACACGGGUGAGAAGCCAUUGUGUCUAGAUAAAUAAACCAUAAUGUAAACCAUGAAAUAUACUGUGUGACACAACUUACAAUAACAAUAACUUAGUGUGUAGUCCUGAACAGCAGAAAGGAUACACUGAUUUUAAAUAACUGUAGAGUACCAGAGCUGAAGGUC